AUGUCUGCAGAAGCGCCAGCCAAGCAGAGCUGGCUGAGUGUCAUUGUUGGCUGCUGCGGAAGACGUCGGACAAAGAAGGCUGAGGAGAAUGAGCCAUCGUCGCAGCCAGCGGCAGGGAACACGAUCGCUACGAGUUCGACUGCACAGACCUCAAUUGUUCAGAAUUCCAAUGCGCGGGAGGAGGUCACAGCGGAUGGAGACAAAUGGGUGGUGCCGGGCGUUGGCAAAUUUACCCAUCGAGCUCUGUACACGUUUCAAGGACAUUCGCUGCCUGAUGGUCUCAAAAAGAGUAACUACAGUGUUUACUGCAAGAAUGCGGGCGACAUUCCCUUCAACGAGCGAUAUGACCCGGCGAACGUUCGCUGCUCCAGAGGACUCCUCCGCUUGACAGUUCCAGGAGGUCAGAAACCCUCGAAGCAGACUGGGUACGCGGUGAGCUGCGCAGAGGUGACGACCGUAGAGGAGAACAUUCUGUACGGGAGCUUUCGAACCACUGCCGUCUUCAGCACAGAACCUGGCACCUGUCAUGGCAUCUUCUUCUACAAGAACGACACUCAGGAGUGUGACAUCGAAUACGUGACCGAUCCGACCUCCUUAUCAAACAACGGUCCCAACGCUCCAAUACCCCUUUGGUACACGAACCAAGCCGUGGAUCCCACAAAGAUGGACAAAUCAUGCGAAAGCGGACCAGCCCCGUCUGAUUGCACGACUCGCGCCCACGAGUAUCGAAUUGACUGGACCGCCGACUACACGGCUUUUUACAUAGACGGCGUGUGCCAGAAAAACUUCACCAACAACAUUCCAAACGUGCCUGGUCAAUUGGUCUGGAAUAACUGGGCCAAUGGUGACAAAGGUUGGUCAGUUGGUCCGCCGAACCACGACAGCGUUUUCAAGAUCCAGAGAAUCGCCAUGUACUACGACACGGCAAGCAAGUCAGGUGACUCUUCAUAA
This is a messenger RNA of Fonsecaea erecta, 951 nucleotides long. RefSeq lists its product as hypothetical. The transcript has 4 exons. Gene Ontology annotation, biological process: carbohydrate metabolic process. Bases 1 to 951 code for a protein of 316 amino acids. The record is from RefSeq and is a predicted model, not a curated record. Gene Ontology annotation, molecular function: hydrolase activity, hydrolyzing O-glycosyl compounds. Lineage: Eukaryota; Fungi; Ascomycota; Eurotiomycetes; Chaetothyriales; Herpotrichiellaceae.